This is a messenger RNA of Morchella sextelata, 1587 nucleotides long. RefSeq lists its product as uncharacterized. Gene Ontology annotation, molecular function: transmembrane transporter activity. Gene Ontology annotation, cellular component: fungal-type vacuole membrane. Lineage: Eukaryota; Fungi; Ascomycota; Pezizomycetes; Pezizales; Morchellaceae. The record is from RefSeq and is a predicted model, not a curated record. Gene Ontology annotation, biological process: transmembrane transport. The transcript is spliced from 5 exons. The coding region runs from base 1 to 1587 and encodes 528 amino acids.
AUGACACUGAAUGAAGAAGCAUCGCCAACAAUGAAUUCUGCAGCUAAUUCAGAAGAAUCUCAAGCUUCUCAUCCAGCUCAGAUGCAGGCCACCCGCCAAUUCGCCACGGACCUACCGGUUCUUUCAGAGACGGUUUCCCACACAGACUUAGGAGAGAACACUGAAAACAAAGGAGAUGCGGCCACAGCGCCCUCAAACUCUGACGGUAAACAGUUUUACCCAGAAGGUGGCAAAGAUGCUUGGUUGGUAGUCUUUGGCUCGUUCACGGCCAUGAUUGCUUCUUUUGGCAUCAUGAACACCAUUGGCACGUUCCAGACAUACCUCGCGUCCCAUCAGCUUAGUAGCUAUUCUGAGGGACAGAUCGGCUGGAUUUUUGGUGUCUAUGCAUUUAUCAGUUUUUUCGGGGGGAUUCAGAUCGGUCCAAUAUUCGAUGCUGCCGGACCACGGGGGUUAAUCGCUGCUGGGACAAUAUGCUUAGUUGCAGGUCUAAUGAUACUGAGCGUUUGUAAAUUGUACUGGCACUUUAUGGUAAUAUUCGGCAUCCUCACCGGUCUUGGCACAUCUCUUAUAUUUACCCCAGCCGUCGCUUCAAUUGGGCAUUGGUUUCUUGUCAAAAGGGGCUAUGCGAUUGGUCUAGCAACUACCGGCGGCUCAGUCGGCGGCAUCGCUUUCCCUCUGAUAAUACAAGCCGCUACUCCGAAAGUUGGGUUUGCGUGGGCUGUUAGAAUCGUGGGUUUUAUAUGUUUGGCCUUAAUGAUCAUUGCAAAUUGUUUGGUCCGCGGUCGACAAGAGUUUAUAGACGCAUCUCCUGGGUCGCAAACUCCAUCAGAUUCCUCCAUAGUGUCAAACAUAGACGGGGCCGCAACGGAAAAGAAGCAUUGGGCCUCUUUCCUUAAAUAUGGCUCGAAGAAUGGUAAAAGUAAGAAAUCGACGAAACCCCAAAGAAAGGGGGUAAAGAUAGACCUGAGUGCGUUUCGUGAUCCUCGGUUUACUCUCACAACAAUUGGCAUCUUCUUGAUUGAAUGGGGCAUAUUCGUCCCUCUCACCUACCUCACUUCGUAUUCCCUUAGAUAUCUCGGCCUGCCAGAAAACUUCUCUUACCAGCUUCUUGCAAUCCUAAACACUGGCUCUGUGUUCGGCCGUUGGCUGCCUGGAAUAGUCGCGGACAGAAUUGGGAGAUUCAACACGAUGAUAUUGACGGUUUCGUUCUGUCUCGUUGUCGUCCUAAGUCUAUGGCUACCAUCGAGUGCGGUUGCGGAGGAUAAUGUCGCUGGCCGAAAGGCAAUCAUGAUUGUGUUUGCACUGUUGUAUGGCUUUGGAAGCGGGAGCGGAAUUAGUUUGACUCCAGUGUGCGUGGGUCAGAUAUGCGACACAAGGGAGUAUGGGACAAAAUACGGGACCUGUUAUUUCUUCGUUAGUUUUGGAACUUUAACAGGUAUCCCCAUAGCGGGUCAGAUCAUCAACUCAAUGAACGGGAAGUUCACUGGCUUGAUCUUAUUCACUGCUGCCUCUUAUGUCGGAGCACUGCUCUUCUUUAUUGCAGCACGGAUUGUUGGGGGUGGAAAAUCAUGGAGGACAGUUUAUUAA